GUGUUGAACCAACAAUCUCCCCAGGAACCACCACCAAAUUCCAGAAAGACUCUAACUGCUGUUCUUGCCAAGAAAGGUGGAUUGGAUACCAAUGUAACUGUUACUUCAUUUCCAGUGACUUAAAAACUUGGGAAGAAAGUAGGGAUUUCUGUGUUUCUCAGAAUUCCAUUCUACUUCACAUGAACAAGAGCGAUGAAUUGAACUUUAUGAGGUACAAUGAAUACUUUUACUGGAUUGGAGCUACCUACAGCGCAGAUCACAAUGGCUCUGCUGUCUCCUGGGAUCAAUUGUCACUCCUUCCAACUGAAAAUCGCGUGAAGUGCUUAGCAUAUAGUCAAACCCAAGGUUUUUCAGAUGAAGCUUGCAAGAAGAAAAACCUUUAUAUCUGUAAGCAACAACUUAUUUAGGUGUUCUUUGUGGAAGAAGUGGGCAGUGAAAGCCCACCUUAGAAAUGGUAGCUUUACCUCUUAUACUAUUACAGUUUUCUACUGCUAGAAUCAGAAAAAUAUUUUCAAUUGUUUCUGAUCAUAUGAUUUUCAGAUGUUUUUAAGUGUUUUUAAAAUUGAUGAAUUUGUGUACUUCCACCUGAAAUAGUAA
Talpa occidentalis (Iberian mole) is the source of this 597-nucleotide messenger RNA. Its product is annotated as natural killer cells antigen CD94-like. Bases 180 to 407 code for a protein of 75 amino acids. The record is from RefSeq and is a predicted model, not a curated record. NCBI's taxonomy places the organism in Eukaryota, Metazoa, Chordata, Mammalia, Eulipotyphla, Talpidae. The transcript has 4 exons.